GGGCUGGAGCUGGAGACAGGAGGAGAGGGGCUGGAGUUACAGACAAGAGGAGAGGAGAGGGACUGGGGCUGAUCACAGGAGGUGAGGGACUUGGGGCUGGAGCUGGAGACAGGAAGAGAGGCGAGGGACUGGGACUGGAGCUAAGUGGGGCUGCAGCCAGGAGAGGCUGCAGUGUAGAGCCCAUCCCCGAGAUGGGUGGGAGGAGGAGGGCAGGCAGGGGCCAAGGAGGUGGAUGGGAUAUGGACUAUAGGUCUAACAUUACUAUAAAGACCAGGGUGAUGAACUAUAAGUCUAACAUUACUAUGAAGACCAGGGUGAUGAACUAUAGGUCUAACAUUACUAUGAAGACCAGGGUGAUGAACUAUAGGUCUAACAUUACUAUAAAGACCAGGGUGACAAAAUGCAGAAAAAUAAGAAGCUAAUGCCGUCUUGCUCUGAGGGUUGGAAACCGAGGGUAGAGGCAUCGGAAGACUCUGAUAGGCUGUUAGUUAUUUGUUUUCUAUUUUGUAAAAAAUGGUUGUUGUUGUUGAUACCACAUGGACUAUUUAAAGACUAAUCUAUGAAUAUGUAAAGAACUGGCUAAUGUAUAACCACUUCUCCAAUAUAUAACCUGCUCUCUAUUUUCCCUCUCUUUCUUACUGACCUUCUUGCCUUACUUUGGUUAGUCUCAAAUGGCACCCUAUUCCAUACACAGUGCACUACUUUUUGACCAGUGCCCAGGGCCACCUAGUCCACUAUAUAGGGAAUAGGAUGCCAUUUGGGACUUCUACAAAAGGAAGCUUGUAAACUUGAAAGAUGAAGAGUCUGUCCAGUCAAUAUUUCUGCUAAUCUCAUCCUCGCAGUGCCACGGAAACAAACCGCCCUGAUAUCGAACAGCUUUUACUACAGUACUUAUCGUUAUCAACACAUUACCACGUCACCAUACGGUAUGAAGAAGUGUCUUUCUCAAAUCCUUCCGGUUACUAGUCCAACGCUCUAACCACUAGGCUACGCUGCCUGUUGUUUGAGCCAGACCACAGUGGAGCACUCUCUCUUCCAAAGGUUUAAACAUCACCAAGUAGGUUGUCUGAUAAGAUCUGGGCUGUGUCCUAAAUGGGGCCCUGAUCAGACUAGUGCCCUAAACAGGGAAUAGGGCUUCCAUUUUUGGGACGUAGCCCUGUUCAUCAUUUUAACUUUCUGUUUCCAUGUAUGUUGAUCUGUUGACAGAAAGCUUGGGACCUAUUUUACCGAACUCAACCUAAAGCUUUGGCUGGAUUCCACCCUUAGGAUGACAGGCUAAAAGCCCAUGAAUAUCAAACACUUAACACAACGGAUGUCGUUCCUCAGGAGAACGUGUUAUAAUCAUUUUAACUUUACGUUGGCAUUAAUAAGCCAAGUAUGACAGACCAUUUGGGACCACUGAUUUGAUAGGUGGUAAACAUGUUGUCUUCUGCAAUAAAACUGUGUGUUUUUUUUAUCAACCUACGUGUCAGCAGUCAAGUUAAGAUAUCGAACAUUCAAGAAGUAAAGUGUCUCCGGCCGCAUCAUGAUGAUGUAUUUUUCAUCACAUUAAGCUUAUUACAUCAUCAUCACGAUGCGGACGAUGACGCUUUUCUUCUUGAAAGUCCAAUAUCUUCACUUGACUGGUGACACGCAACACAUUUUGAAACUGGAACUGUGGACUAAUGAAAAAACAUUAUACAAAAAAUAUAUAUUUUUUUUCAGACUUUUUCCUGUCUUUGUUCAGAUAGCACGUUUUUGACCAAUCAGAAAGCAUAAACAUUCCAGACUUCAGGUACAUACACUCUUGUCCUUGACGAUGACCAAAGGAAAUGCUUCUCAGUUUAUCUGCAGUUAAGGUCCCCUAUAGAGUGGCAAUAGAUGGUUUUAUGUGCCUAUGGGUUUAUUUAUGCUAUUGAUCUGAAUGGGAAACUAUAAUUCAGCUAAACAUCUAGUCAAGCAGCAUGGUGACCUAAUAGGGUUACAUCUAAUGAUGUAAGAAAAUAGUUGAUAAUGUCACAUCAAGGCUGUAAUGUGUGUCUGUCCUAUAAGCAUCUGCAAUAUGGACCCGUCCCUGUCUUCAUAACCCAUACCUUCAUCCUGAGUGUGUACGAGACGGUCCCUGUCUUCAUAACCCAUACCUUCAUCCUGAGUGUGUACGAGACGGUCCCUGUCUUCAUAACCCAUACCUUCAUCCUGAGUGUGUACGAGACGGACCCUGUCUUCAUAACCCAUACCUUCAUCCUGAGUGUGUACGAGACCGUCCCUGUCUUCAUAACCCAUACCUUCAUCCUGAGUGUGUACGAGACCGUCCCUGUCUUCAUAACCCAUACCUUCAUCCUGAGUGUGUACGAGACCGUCCCUGUCUUCAUAACCCAUACCUUCAUCCUGAGUGUGUACGAGACCGUCCCUGUCUUCAUAAACCAUACCUUCAUCCUGAGUGUGUACGAGACGGUCCCUGUCUUCAUAACCCAUACCUUCAUCCUGAGUGUGUACGAGACGGUCCCUGUCUUCAUAACCCAUACCUUCAUCCUGAGUGUGUACGAGACCGUCCCUGUCUUCAUAAACCAUACCUUCAUCCUGAGUGUGUACGAGACUGUCCCCGUCUUCAUAAACCAUACCUUCAUCCUGAGUGUGUACGAGACGGUCCCUGUCUUCAUAACCCAUACCUUCAUCCUGAGUGUGUACGAGACCGUCCCUGUCUUCAUAACCCAUACCUUCAUCCUGAGUGUGUACGAGACGGUCCCUGUCUUCAUAACCCAUAACUUCAUCCUGAGUGUGUACGAGACCGUCCCUGUCUUCAUAACCCAUACCUUCAUCCUGAGUGUGUACGAGACCGUCCCGGUCUUCAUAACCCAUACCUUCAUCCUGAGUGUGUACGAGACCGUCCCUGUCUUCAUAACCCAUACCUUCAUCCUGAGUGUGUACGAGACCGUCCCUGUCUUCAUAACCCAUACCUUCAUCCUGAGUGUGUACGAGACCGUCCCGGUCUUCAUAACCCAUACCUUCAUCCUGAGUGUGUACGAGACCGUCCCUGUCUUCAUAACCCAUACCUUCAUCCUGAGUGUGUACGAGACCGUCCCGGUCUUCAUAACCCAUACCUUCAUCCUGAGUGUGUACGAGACCGUCCCUGUCUUCAUAACCCAUACCUUCAUCCUGAGUGUGUACGAGACCGUCCCUGUCUUCAUAACCCAUACCUUCAUCCUGAGUGUGUACGAGACCGUCCCGGUCUUCAUAACCCAUACCUUCAUCCUGAGUGUGUACGAGACCGUCCCGGUCUUCAUAACCCAUACCUUCAUCCUGAGUGUGUACGAGACCGUCCCGGUCUUCAUAACCCAUACCUUCAUCCUGAGUGUGUACGAGACAUACACCGUGGAAAUGUUUGGGGUCACAUAGAAAUGUCCUUGUUUUUGAAAGAAAAGCACAUUUUUUGUCCAUUAAAAUAACAUCAAAUUGAUCAUAAAUACAGUGUAGAC
Molecule: messenger RNA, 3455 nt
Organism: Oncorhynchus gorbuscha (pink salmon)
Lineage: Eukaryota; Metazoa; Chordata; Actinopteri; Salmoniformes; Salmonidae
Exons: 2
Coding region: 1993-3375 (460 amino acids)
Source: RefSeq, a predicted model, not a curated record